This is a messenger RNA of Lachnellula hyalina, 471 nucleotides long. RefSeq names its product Diphosphoinositol polyphosphate phosphohydrolase (gene aps1). The transcript has 2 exons. Gene Ontology annotation, biological process: diadenosine pentaphosphate catabolic process; adenosine 5'-(hexahydrogen pentaphosphate) catabolic process; diphosphoinositol polyphosphate metabolic process. Lineage: Eukaryota; Fungi; Ascomycota; Leotiomycetes; Helotiales; Lachnaceae. The coding region runs from base 1 to 471 and encodes 156 amino acids. Gene Ontology annotation, cellular component: nucleus; cytoplasm. Gene Ontology annotation, molecular function: bis(5'-adenosyl)-hexaphosphatase activity; endopolyphosphatase activity; bis(5'-adenosyl)-pentaphosphatase activity. The record is from RefSeq and is a predicted model, not a curated record.
AUGGCAAGCCGGUCUAUGGAGUCUCGUACGGGGAGGAAUAACCAACGCUACGGCGACGGCGGCGAAAGACUCGUUGCAGGUGUUGUACCUGUUAAUGCAGCGAAGACUCAUGUGCUCUUGAUUCAAUCGACUCGACGAUCCGGCUGGGUCCUGCCCAAGGGCGGAUGGGAGUUAGACGAGUCUUGCACCGAAGCUGCGCAGCGCGAGGCAUGGGAAGAAGCCGGAAUAGCCUGCAAUAUUGACUACGAUCUUGGACAAAUCAUAGAAACCCGAGCUCCGAAGCAAAUGUCAAAAGAGGCCCCGAAAGCCCUCUAUCAAUUCUACCAGGCUACGGUCACAACGGAACACGCAGAAUGGCCUGAAAAGCACAAGAGGAAUCGACAGUGGGCUACAUAUUCAGAAGCAGAGAAGGCUUUGAACGCUCGUCCAGAACUGUUAGAAGCUCUCAAGCGCUCGACUCUGAAGCGGUAG